This is a messenger RNA of Drosophila ananassae, 3429 nucleotides long. Its product is annotated as protein virilizer. The transcript is spliced from 6 exons. Gene Ontology annotation, molecular function: RNA binding. The coding region runs from base 361 to 1380 and encodes 339 amino acids. NCBI's taxonomy places the organism in Eukaryota, Metazoa, Arthropoda, Insecta, Diptera, Drosophilidae. Gene Ontology annotation, cellular component: RNA N6-methyladenosine methyltransferase complex. The record is from RefSeq and is a predicted model, not a curated record.
UCCAGCUGUGCAUCCAGAUCAUGGAGCAACUGUGCAUAUACUUCGAACACCCGGGAGAUCACUCGCCCGCUUUGAUGACCAUUCAGGGGGUACACUGUUGCCAGAUCAUGCUGCCCACGCUACAAAUAUGAGGGAGCUUCUCUCUUAUUGUAUUCUGUGCAGAGAUGGCACCUACAAGGAUCUUACAGCCAUUGAUCAUUUGGGGAAGGUCUACUACCUGCUGUACUACUAUCCGACACGGUGUCAGGCGGGCGCUGUGGUGGAGGAAUGCAAGAUGGAAGUGGUCCAGACACUGUUGGCUUACACUCAGCCGAAUGAGGUUUUAAACUCUUGGCGGAGCUCCUUCCACUGCCGCUGCCGAUGCCCCAGCCUUUGUGUGACCAGUUGAAGCAGCAGCAUAAGCAGCGCCUGCUUACUGAGCGGAAGCUGUGGUCCGCCCACUUGCAUCCGCAGAGCGGCCAGAUAGCCAAGCUGGUGGAAGCCCUGGCUCCGUCCAGUUUUCCCCAGCUGUCGGAGAUGUUGCAACGUGUCUGCAUGCAGCUCUCAGAUCUCGCUCCCAAUAUGACACUGCUGAUUGCCAAGACCAUUACGGAGCUGUUGUGCAACGAAUAUCAGACCUCCAAUUGCAUCCCAACCACCAACUUGGAGCGGCUGCUUCGCUUCUCUACGCGGCUAUGUGCUUUUGCUCCUUUGAAGAGUUCCAUGUUGUCCAUACUAUCCGGAAAGUUUUGGGAACUGUUCCAAUGCCUCUUGGCUCUAAAUGAGUUUAACGAAGUGGUUUCCAACUGCCAAGAGGCAGUGCAUCGUAUCUUGGACAGCUUUUUGGACUCGGGGAUUUCAUUGAUUUCUCACAAAUCGACUGCUGCUCCCGCUCUUAAUUUGGCUGCAGCUCUGCCGCCCAAGGAACUCAUUCCCAGGAUUAUAGACGCUGUUUUUAGCAACCUGACGAGUGUGGAGGUCACCCAUGGCAUCUCCAUUCUGGCUGUCCGCAAUAUGGUUAUCCUAACAGAACAUGACUUUACAUUCUACCAUCUAGCCCAGCUACUGAAACAGAAGAUCACAGAGUUCCAGGCAUGGAUGGAGCGGGUUAUCCUGCAUAACGAAACCGUGGAGUACAACGCCAACAUUGAGUCGCUGAUCCUCUUGCUGCGGUCUCUCACGCAAAUCGAACCACCACCCGCCAUGUCAGCGAUGCCUCACCGCACCCUUAAGCUUGGCGCCUUGGAGUUGGCUCAGCUACUAGAGUUCCAGGAAAUUGAUCUGUGCAAACCACCAGUACUGACUCGCAUUCUGUCCGUGAUGGAGAAACACAAGGCGGUGGCAAAUGAAGCAGCUGUCAGUGACCUUAAGCAACUGAUUCUACUGUACGCCUCCAGAUAGGAGGCAGCACUAGCUCCAGGUGCCAGCAACCGACGCAACCGAGGAUCGCGCAUCUCAGCAGCUGCUGAUUUUAGGCAAAAGAAGCUGAUGCGCAUAGGAUCAAUCUCCAGUUGGGCUGAAUUCUCUGGCUCUUAGCGCUCCGUCAACUCGAAAUCCCACAUUGGUAGCAGUGAUUCGAACUAUUCUUCAUCCCACUACAGUGGGCGCUCAAGGGGACGUGGCUUGCGGAUCAGCAACAUUGUGCAGGCCCAGAUCGAACAACUCUUCACGGCCGUGGCCAAGGACGCCAUUUGUAGCUUCGAUGUCACCUGCCUGGGAUCACUACCGUUGAAAGACAAAGUUUGCAGGAGCCACUGCGUCAGCUCUAUCUGGCGGAGUUGGCCAAUAAGAAACUCAGCUUGGGCUCUUUGGACAUCUGUGCCACGGGACUACGGGUAAAGGUCAGGCUACGGCCAUCUCGAAAGGAGCCAGUCCCGACGGAGCGGAGGAGAAUGAGGCCCAUUAUUACGCCCUUCCACAAAAUUGCCGUGUGGUCACCUUGGUCAGAAUUCAACUCUUGUAAACUCUUGAAUCACAUCAUCAAGAGGGACUUCCCAGGACUAUGACCCCAGGUGGUGUACAACAUCAGCUAUCUAUCUGCAGAAUCAUGAUGUCAACGGCUGGAAUGGCGCCCUGAUGACCACUUGAUCGAAAAUCUUACACCCAUUCGGAGAGCAAUGAUAGGGAAUAUAUAAGAUGUUCCCGGGACAAGGGCUCGAGGGAUUGGUCACGAUCACCGGAAUACUGAAGCCAUCGGUCCCGAAGGAAGCGAUCGGAACGCUCUCGCUCGCAGUGUUUGCAGCUUCGCCGCCUGCCAGCUUUAAUUGAUUUACCUACGCGACCACGCUCUCCUGAUACCAUGGACUACGACGAGGAAGACUCGCUAUAACUAUAGCUUCCACUAUAAAAUGCAAGCGUCUCACUACAGGCACUUUUCCGAGUCGCUUCAUUGCGGAGAUAGGGAUCGGGAUGAUGAAGGCGAUCGUGUACACCGCAGGAGCAGUUCCAGCCCAUUCUCAGCGACGAUGAGAUCAUUGGUGACGACGAAGAAGACGAUGCAGAGGACGCAGCGGCGAUUGCGGAAUACGAAAGGGAGUUGGAAGCAGCGGCGGCUGCAGCUCCUCCCGCCAUCAACGCCUUCGAGCCAUGGCAAAAGCCACUGCAGUUCUACGAAGGUUCUACAAAACUACAAGCGACGCAACUUUGUGCUUCAACAGUUCUUCAGCAACGAUGAAGUGCAUCUGCGACAGGCGGCCCAUGUUGUGCAAAUCGCUCUAAGCUUCCAAGCGGCCUGCAUGCAGCCACAGCCCGCUUUUAACAUUCGCCAUAUAAAGCUGGGUGCUCGGAUGGCAGAGCCCAGAGGCUGCAGUGAGGAGCUGUUACAGCAGUUACUUAAGGAGCACCAAUUCGACCCAUUCGAGGCGGUCUUCAAGCUGUACCAUGAACCCUUUAUAGCCUUCUCCAUAAAGCUUCGGCUUCUCAAAGCCGUGUAUGCUCUGCUGGACACCCGCCUGGGAAUUGCGCAUUUUCUGAAAGCGCCAACGAAUGGAUACGAAGCGGUAAUAGAGACCCUGAAGACUGCCAAGUUAACGCGGUCGAAGUACGCCCUGCAAGCCAUCAUCAAGAAGAUGCAUCUGUGGGAAACCCUGGGGACUGUGCACCAUUGCUGCGAAGGCUAUUUUUUGAGAGGAAUCCAGAAAAGAGCAAAGACGCCGAGUUCAAAACGGAGACAGUGAUCCUCUGCAAGAAGAUAGAGUACUCAUUCCAGAUGCUCAUGGAGGCAGUGAGCACCAGCCAGUUGAGCUACCAGCAACCCCGGCGCUUUCUACCCGUGUCUAAGAAAUUCGAGGUGGUCACCGAUUCCAUGGCCCAACGGAGCUUCGCCAAUGCCUUGCAGUCCUUCUUGAGGCACCACGCUCUGGCGGAAUCCCUACUGUUGACACUCCCGCAUUUUUUUCUAACCCCGCCCGCUCCAAUAUGCCCGCCCCAAAUACAAAUAAAAUGUUUAUU